AUGGCGGACCAGUACGAUUACAACACCAAUGAGGAAAAGAUCAUGAAGGACAGCAACACCAAGGAGAUUGAUCUUAUCAACAGAGACCCCAAACAGAUCAAUGAAGACGUGGUUAAGGUGGAAUUUGAGGAUGUCAUCGCAGAGCCAGACGGCACACACAGUCUGGACGGCGUAUGGAAGCUGAGCUACACCACCUUCACUGUGUCUAAGUACUGGUGUUACCGGAUUCUGUCCGCCCUCUUCGGUAUCCCCGUAGCUCUGAUCUGGGGGUUCCUGUUCGCCUGUAUCUCCUUCUGCCACAUCUGGGCGGUGAUGCCUUGCAUCAAGAGCUGUCUGAUUGAGUCACAGUGUGUUAGCCGCAUUUACUUGCUGUGCAUUCAGACCUUCUGCGAUCCUUUGUUCGAAGCCUUGGGCAAGAUCUUCAGCAGUGUGCGUGUGGCACUGCGCAAGGAAGUCUAA
Molecule: messenger RNA, 459 nt
Organism: Nerophis lumbriciformis (worm pipefish)
Lineage: Eukaryota; Metazoa; Chordata; Actinopteri; Syngnathiformes; Syngnathidae
Source: RefSeq, a predicted model, not a curated record